UGGUCUAGGAUGGCCCCGGUGAAAGCCCCACUGGUCUGCCUCUUGCUGCUAGGGCUCCUGGUGCUCCAGGCCCACGUCUGCCCUGCCCCUUGCCGCUGCUACAGCCUGACCGUGGAGUGUGGUUCUUUGGGGCUGAAAGACAUCCCGGGGAGCAUCUACCCCUCCACCCAGACCAUUUUCCUGCAGGACAACAGCAUCACCCAGAUCCGCCAACAAGACUUGGCUUCUCUUUUGGACCUCCAGUAUCUCUACAUGCAGAACAACACCAUCUCAGCCCUGGAGCCAGGAGCCUUCCACAACCAGAAUCGGCUGCUGGAACUGGCUCUGAAUGGCAACCGGAUCCAUCUGAUCAACAGCAGCAUCUUUAAGGGGCUGGAGCACCUGCGUGUCCUCUAUCUCUCUGGCAACCAGAUCACCCGACUCCCUGAUUUCACUUUCAGUGACUUGGAGAGGCUGCAGGAACUUCACUUGCAAGAGAACAGCAUUGAGACUCUGGAGGACCAAGCACUGACCGGGCUGACCUCGCUAGCCCUGCUGGACCUCAGCAAGAACAACCUGCGCACCAUCAGCCGGGUGACCUUGCGGCCUCUCAUCAGUCUGCAAGUGCUGAGGCUGACAGAGAAUCCGUGGCGAUGCGACUGUGCCCUGCACUGGCUCAGCAGUUGGAUCAGAGAGGAAGGGCAGAGGCUCUUGAGUCCACUGGACAAGAAGAUUGAGUGUUCGGAGCCACCACGCCUGGCCUACCAAAGCCUAGCAGAUGUCUCCGGCAACAGCUUGAUCUGCAUCCCUCCUGUCGUGCAAGUGCAGCCCCUCGAAAUAAUGGCCCGGCUGGGUGACGACUUGCGCGUCUCCUGCCAGGCCUCGGGCUACCCGCAGCCCCUAGUGACAUGGCGUAAACUGGCCCAUUGGCGGGCAGGGGGCUCCAAGGGAAGCCGGGCCCGGCUGCUUGGUGGAACCUUUGAGCUGAGUGAGCGCAGCGUGGGGGAGCGCUUUGAGCAGUCAGACACUGGCAGCGGGAUGCUCUUCCUCAACAAUGUGACGGUGUCCCAUGCCGGUAAAUAUGAGUGUGAGGCUUCCAAUCCAGGUGGUAUGGCCCGGGUGCUCUUCCACCUCAUGGUUAACCUCUCCCAGCAGCAGCAGCAGCAGUCGCAGGGCUACCCGACUUCAGUAGACAUUAGCCAAGAGCCCCUCUACGACAUGGAGAGCAUGGAGUUCCAUGCCCUUGGCAUGGCCACCCAGACUGCCAUUGCUGUGGCCAUCUCCCUGCUAGCACUUGUAGCCCUCUUGCUGGUGAUCAUGAUCUACCGGAAACACCGCAAGCGGAAAAAGGCCAAGAAGGAGGAGAACAUCCUGUACGUCAAUGACUAUUCCGAUGGGCCCACCACUUUUGCCCAGCUGGAGGAAUACCGCGAUGAGAGGGGCCACGAAAUGUUUGUCAUUGACCGCAACAAGCCCCUCUUUGCUACCUAUAAGGACCCCCAAGGCUUGGCAGGGGUCUUCCCGGAUCAGCUGCAAGAUCAAGCUACUCAGACUCUGGAAGGGGAAGAGGACUGUCCCCCAGAAGCCAGUGAGCUCUUUGCCAACCAGGGACUGAUGUUCCAGCCUCAGAUAGCAUACGAAAUCCACUGCUGAGUGGAGCUACUGAGCCCUGGGGUGGAUGGACCUCCAAUGGAGCUGUUUCCUUGACCUCCUCCCACCUCUCUCUGCUAAGUCUGCUUUCUCUGUGAGUUCAGGGUCCUGAGAGGAGCAACCUGUAAUGUUCUGUUGACCAUCCCCAUGGGUGCAGAGAGGACUCUUGGAUGUGCAGCGAGGGAUAUCACCCUGUGGGCAUGUUCUGCCCUCACUGUAUUGACCAUCGCCAUUGCGUUCUUGGAGUUUUCCACUGCUCUCUGAAAAGACUGGGGAGCAAUUCAUGAGGCCCCACUCAAGCUCACCCUCGAGUCCGAAAGUAUAACACACAAGAAUAGCUUUGCUAGAAGGGUCGUCUUAGUCCAGCAUUUUGUUUCUCACUGUGAUCAACCAGAUGCCAGAUGGCACUCACAAGCAAGAGAUGGAUAUGCUCCUCCUCCUCCUGACAUUGUUCCCCAGCAUAUAGGAUGUGGAGGCACGUUGCCCCCAACCUGGAGGUCUUCAGAACGAUAGACCUGUCAAAAGCACGAUAGGGCAGCUGAUGGACAGCAGCAGAUUUGACCCCUGAACUUUUCCCAGCAGUCAGCUGUGACCCUCCCCAGGUGCUCUGCAACUGGACAUUAGGACCUGCACGCUGGGCUUUCGGUCACAGUCAGCAAAGGAAGCGCAGCUUGAAAAAAAGUCACAGUUCUAUAAAGACGGCUGGGCGAGACGUUCACUGUGCAAAUUUGACCAACCCACUUGUGGAGAGACUUCAGUGACGAUGGACAAUCUUCUCAGUCCCUCGUGCAGGCUGAGUUGGUUAAGUGGAAAUUCUGUUUUUUUGGUUUGCCUGUCACUUUUUUUAAAGAGAUAAAAAUAAUGCCAAUCAUGAGCAGCAAAGCUGCCUUUGUCGGCCCCACGGGAAACUCCCUCCUUACCUCAACCUCACCCUCCUCUGUAAUGUGACAGCUCCUUCCCCCCACCAGUCCCAAAACCAGAGAGAACAGGGAGGCUGUGUAGUUGCGCCAGGAAAAAAAGGCUGCGUGGGUGACUUGUUCGAGCAAAGCCUCAGUAAAACGUAGCCAGCCCCUUGGGGCUGCCAAGGCUCGGUUGUCUUCUUUUAGUGGGUUGGUGACCGGGGAUAAUGGGGAACGGAACCUCUGUUGCUCUGAAGGGUUCCUGCUAGCUGGACAGUUUUCUUGCUGUCGGGCUGCGCGUGCAGCGAUGCCCGUGGCUGGGAAGGUGCCCACGUAGGUGGUAGCGUCUCUCUGACCAACACAGUUGCAGCCCAAAGGAUUCUGCCGCCCAGCGGUCACCUGGGGAGAGCAUCUGUCCUGCUCCAGCUGUGCGGCUGGAGGAUCAGGGUGGAAGGGUCCCCAGAACAGGUUACAAAGGGGUGGCAGUUGGUUGGUGGUCUCAGCUGGAGUAGGAAGUGCAUCUUUCUUAAUGGACUGUUGUGUUUGCACAUGUGUGGGGCUUAAAGGAAAAAAGAGGGGCAAAAGGGUGGGUUACCAGGGGAAGGCAGAAUUCUCCGAAUCCCUUCCCCCUUCCUUUUAUUGCGCAACUGCAAUUCUGUUUUGGAAGCCU
Molecule: messenger RNA, 3198 nt
Organism: Python bivittatus (Burmese python)
Lineage: Eukaryota; Metazoa; Chordata; Lepidosauria; Squamata; Pythonidae
Source: RefSeq, a predicted model, not a curated record